AUGGCUUCAGGAUCUUUUCCACCUUACAAAGGAGUUCAUAAUACUCAGAUCAUGAUGAACUCUCAUCAAGAGCCGAACCUCAUGCUGCCAAUCUCCUUAGUUCCAUCCCAUCAUCAUCCUCCUAUUGCUCCCAUGGAGCAAAGAAAUGACCCAGGCUCCUCAUAUAUUGAAGUAGUAGAAGUAUCUGCCGCCACUCUACUUGACGCACAUAGGUAUGUUUGUAAUUACUGCCACAAAGGGUUCCAAAGAGAGCAGAACUUGACACUUCACAAGCGAGUCCACAAUCUUCCAUUUCAUCUCAAAACAAAGGCUGCAAAGGAUGCAAUGCCUAAAAAGGUGUAUAUAUGCCCUGAGGUCACCUGCAUCAACCACCACCCUUCUCAUGCUUUGGGAGAUUUCGGUGGUCUCAAGAAACAUUAUUUAAGGAAACACAGUCACGACAAAAAACACAAGUGCGAUAACUGCUCCAAGACUUACGCAGUUGAGUCCGAUUUGAGAGCACAUGUGAAAAAUUGCAGCUCAAAAAGGUACAUUUGUCAAUGCGGCGCCCGAUUCUCGAGGUAUGGCUUAAUCAACUUCCAUUUGCUUUAUAAAGUAUAG
Messenger RNA from Lactuca saligna, 600 nucleotides. NCBI's taxonomy places the organism in Eukaryota, Viridiplantae, Streptophyta, Magnoliopsida, Asterales, Asteraceae. The record is from the annotation of a GenBank genome assembly.